GCGCUCAGAUGACGUACAAUGAGUGCGACUCGGGUAUCAACAUGCGGGAUGGAUGUGUUGACUUCAGGCAACGUGUGAAGUGAGAAAUAAGUAAUUUACAUCACCACAGCAACCAAAAUAUUUAAGUUUGGGUAUUUUACGUGAACAAGAUGGCAAAUACCAACCUUCAAUUCAAAACAAAUUAUGUUGUCGAAAGCAAGAUUGAACCUUUUUACAAAGGAGGAAAAGUGCAGAUCAGCAAAGAUGAAAAGUACAUCUUUUGCACUUGUGGAUCUCGUGUCAACGUUUUGGAGAUCAGCACAGGGAAGAUCGUCCACAGUGUGGAGCAUGAUGAUCAAGAGGACAUUACAUCGUUCACACUCAGCUGUGAUGAUGAGAUGCUGGUAACAGCUAGUAGAGCUCUGCUGUUAAAGCAGUGGGACUGGAGGCAAGCUCAGUGUACUCGCUCCUGGAGGGCCAUUCAUACUGUUCCUGUAGCCAGUAUGACCUUUGACUCCACUUCUACUCUCCUGGCCACAGGUGGCUGUGAUGGCACUAUAAAGCUUUGGGAUGUGGUGAAGCAGUACUGCACCCACAACCUUAAAGGCUCAUCUGGCGUUGUGCACCUGGUCCAGUUCCACCCAGACAUCAGCAGGCUGCAGCUCUUCUCUUCCUCUCUAGACUGUGGCAUUCGGCUGUGGGACCUGCGCUCCAGCCGGUGUAUGUGUGUGCUGCAGAGCCACUACAGCGCUGUCACCUCACUCAGCUUCAGCCCCGAUGGUGGCACCAUGGUCAGUUCUGGCAGGGACAAGAUCUGUACAGUGUGGGACCUGGAGACUCGGAAAGCCAAGAGAACUGUGCCAGUCUACGAGGCUGUGGAGGGUGUUGUACUGCUGCCUGAGGAUAAGGACUUGUCUGAGAUUGGAGUGAAGAGCAAAGACUUGCAUUUCAUCACUGCUGGAAGCAAAGGUGUAUUGCGAGUAUGGGAGGCCAGCACGGCGCGUUGUGUCUACACCCAGACCCCCCCCUCCCCCCUCACCGCUGUCUCUGAGGUGGAGGAGGAGAGGGACGACGACCCCCGCAGUCUUACGUUUCUCCUUCAUCUGCCCGCCUCCUCCAGACUGGCCACAGUCACAGCAGAACACAACAUUGUGCUCUACCAGCUGCCUGGUCUCACCACGCAGCAGCAGUUUGUGGGAUACAAUGACGAAGUGCUGGACGUGAAGUUUCUGGGUAAAGGGGACAGCCACAUCGUGGUGGCCACCAACAGCUGCCAACUGAAGGUGUUUGAGCUGCUCACCAACAGCUGCCAGAUCCUCUAUGGACACACAGAUACUGUCCUCUCACUGGACGUGUUCAAAAAGGGUUUUCUCUUUGCGAGCUGUGCGAAGGACAGGUCGGUGCGUGUGUGGCAGAUGGACAGUGACAGUGGACAGGUGCACUGUGUGGCUCAAGGCUCCAACCAUGCUAACGCUGUGGGCUCCAUCACCUGCUCCAGAAUGAAAGCAUCUUUCAUAGUGUCUGGCAGUCAGGACUGCACUGUGAAGGUGUGGGAUCUACCAGCAGACUUAUCUACGAGAGGGGCGGACGUACAUCAGCUGACCCCCCGUGCCACAGAGAAGGCACACGAUAAGGAUGUAAACAGCGUGGCGGUGUCGCCCAAUGACAAACUGCUGGCUUCAGGCUCCCAGGACCGCACAGCCAAGCUGUGGUCGCUGGCGGAGGAGGGGAACGUGGGCCUGCUGGGGGUGUUUAGGGGCCACCGUCGCGGCGUCUGGGCCGUCUGCUUCUCUCCUGUCGACCAGGUGCUGGCCACGUCCUCCGCAGAUGGCGCCACCAAACUGUGGAGCCUGCAAGACUUCAGCUGUCUGAAGACAUUCGAGGGUCACGAUGCAUCGGUUUUGAAGGUCAUCUUUGUGAGCCGAGGCACUCAGCUGCUCACCAGUGGCUCAGAUGGUUUGGUAAAGCUGUGGACCAUAAAGACCAACGAGUGUGUAAAGACGCUGGACGCCCACCAGGACAAAGUGUGGGGUCUCCAUGUCAGCCGCAAAGACGACAAGGUGGUGACUGGUUCAGCAGACUCUAACAUCACCGUUUGGGUGGAUGUGACUGAAGUAGAGCUGGCAGAGGAGCAGGCCAAGCAGGAGGAUCUGAUACUCAAGCAGCAGGAGUUGUCCAACCUGCUCCAUGAGAAGAAGUACCUGAAGGCCCUGGGUCUCGCCAUAUCACUGGACCAGCCUCACACUGUGCUCACUGUGAUCAAAGCGAUCCGUCAGGUGGAGAAUAGCGGCGAGCUGUUGGAGAAGACAGUACUGAAACUCCGAGUGGAUCAGAAAGAGUCUCUCCUGCGCUACUGUGCUGUGUGGAACACCAACGCCAGAAACUGUCAGGAUGCCCAGGCCGUCCUCCAGGUGCUCCUCACACACCUGCCACCUGAGGAGAUCCUGCAGUAUCAGGGCGCCCGAACCCACCUCGAGGGACUCAUCCCAUACACAGAGAGACACAUGCAGAGGAUUGGUAAUCUGCUGCAGGCGUCCAUGUUUUUAAACUACAUGUGGCAGAAGAUGAGAGUGGCCGGAGCACCAUCCAGCAUGGGCCAAGACGAAGAAAUGGAUACCACUCCGCUUGCACAGCCUUUCUUUAUGAUUGACAAGGAGAAAGGAAUGGGCAUCAGCGAUGAUGAGAAACGAGAUGGAGAUGACAGCGAUGGGGGACAAGAUGAAGAUCCAAAUUGCCCAGUUAAAGAAGCAGAGGAGGAGGAUGACGAUGAGGUCAGUUCCACCAAGAAAGCCUCCGCUAACGGCGGGCGAGUAGAAAACGGCGAGCGCACCAAAACAAAUGGCAACCACCACUCUGAAAGUGAGGAAAGUUCAGCAGAGGAAGCGCUGGAAGAAGAAGAUCAAACAACGGUAAAGGUGAAAUGUCUCCCUGUUUCUUCCACUCCACAAUGCCAGACUUUUGCAAGCUGACGAGGAUCUCCAAGCUGGUAACCGAUGACUCACUCCCUGAAAAUAAAAAACCCAGGAGGGGUGAUCUUAUCUCGGACCUUUAGCUGGAGUGACUCCCUGAAUGAUUAGCAGUGCAGGAAGAGAUGGAGAGACAGGUGUGGAGUGAUGGUGAUAAAUAUAAUAGGCCUCUCUGUGCAUUCCCAUGUCUCAGCAGCUCCAAAAUACUUUGUCUUGUGACAGUUACUAAAUUGUGCAUCGGUUCAUCCAUUCAGAGUUUGAGCAGAAUUUGAAGAAACUUAACCAUCCUAAUUUCCUCAGACAAAGUGGACAUUAGGGAAGAAAGGAGGAGAGACUGAAGGAAGACAGACCUGCAUUAACAAUCGGGCAUUGAGCCAGGGUUAUCCUCCCCCACUGCAGAAACCAGCACCCAUUGUCUAGUUUUUUUUUAUGUUGUGUAGUCCUGAUCUACUGGCUCAACCACAACACAAAAGGUUCCUUUCAUAACCACAGAUUGUUUUUUUAAUGUCAUGACUACAAAUGUUUAUAAAAUAAAAAUCUGUUCUUUGUGAUUUAAAGUUA
Molecule: messenger RNA, 3506 nt
Organism: Perca fluviatilis (European perch)
Lineage: Eukaryota; Metazoa; Chordata; Actinopteri; Perciformes; Percidae
Gene: tbl3
Product: transducin beta like 3
Exons: 23
Coding region: 150-2948 (932 amino acids)
Biological process (GO): endonucleolytic cleavage in 5'-ETS of tricistronic rRNA transcript (SSU-rRNA, 5.8S rRNA, LSU-rRNA); endonucleolytic cleavage to generate mature 5'-end of SSU-rRNA from (SSU-rRNA, 5.8S rRNA, LSU-rRNA)
Cellular component (GO): nucleolus; small-subunit processome; 90S preribosome
Molecular function (GO): protein binding; U3 snoRNA binding
Source: RefSeq, a predicted model, not a curated record